UUUAGCUGAUCCCUGCGUAUCCUGCGGCUUAUACGGCCGCUUGUGUCUUUCAACACAGCUUUAUUGUGCUUCGAUUAAGGAUUCCUCACUUGAGGUGCUUCGCAUGUUCAAAGGAUAGCAGUAACAACAACAACAACACGCCCAACUUGUUGAACGGAAGCAGCCAAGGAACUAUUGGUAUUGCACCUAAAUGGUUCCAGUACUAUUGAACCUUCUAUAAAAUACGCUAACUCAUAGUGCCUGAGAUGGCUGAGAAUAGUAAUGAAAAUCCACGGGCAUUGCCAAAAGUGGACGACGAUCACGAAAGAAGUCGAUCCCCACUUGAAACGGUAGCAGAAGAAGCAGAAGGAUAUCGCCCUAUUCUCGUCAGUUCCCAAACCGACUGGAAGACGGUACAGUUGCUCGUAGAGGACAGUCACCGAGCGUCGCUAACGCCGUCGCUGGAACUGGCAUUACGACAUUUUUUGGCCAACUGUAAAAAAGACGUCAGGGAGAUAAGCCGGUGCGAUCUGAUGAUAGUACUAAUCUAUGUGAUCGCCCUCGAAUCGGGACUGAUACCGGCCGGAGCCUCAUUGCCUGACAAAUGUAGGCCAGACAAAGUACACAUUUAUCGUACGUUCGAUGUACGGCUCGUUAAACAUUUCGCUACCCGGCUUCCGAUGGAAUGCUUCCGGGAUGCAUCUAAAGCCUAUCGUCUCGAGAUGGUUUUUGCACACGGGGACAUUCCAGACGGCCGCGCAACUUGCGAAAUAGUUGCACUGCCCAGUGCUGAGUUGAUGAUUGUCAACCUUAUUUCGAAUUGUACCAAAACGAUCUCGAUAAAUCCCUGUUCCGUGAUACCAGUCAAUUUCCAUGUACCAUCGAUCAAUGCCGUGCGGUUGCCUUUAUGCUUUCAAUCGUUGAAGCAACUCUCGGUGAAGCUCAAAAAUGAACUUUUCGUACCCUUUGCGGCUAUGAUGUAUCAACAAUUUAUUCCUAUCAUCAAUCCAUCGCUUACGGGAUUACCACCAGAAUUGAAAGACAAAAUUUCUGCUUAUAAAGUAGUAGGACAGAAUCUGAAACAUAUUUUACUCGGGAAAUGAAUCGCUUGAAUAAAGUUCACGGAUACGUAUGGCAUACGUAUUUAUGUAAAUAUAAAAUAGACUCAUUUCGCAUUUUGGGGCUCAUUUAUGUACGGUACGGGUCGUCGAGUCUUGCUUUGUAAACGGUUAGAUUGUAAAUAGUUUAGAUAUCGCUAGUGUGGUCGACCAAUGUAUUAAAGUAAUAAAAAUGAUACUCUGGUGUAUUAGCAGA
This is a messenger RNA of Anopheles coustani, 1293 nucleotides long. RefSeq lists its product as uncharacterized. The record is from RefSeq and is a predicted model, not a curated record. The transcript is spliced from 2 exons. The coding region runs from base 246 to 1082 and encodes 278 amino acids. NCBI's taxonomy places the organism in Eukaryota, Metazoa, Arthropoda, Insecta, Diptera, Culicidae.